Messenger RNA from Closterium sp. Naga37s-1, 175 nucleotides. Lineage: Eukaryota; Viridiplantae; Streptophyta; Zygnematophyceae; Desmidiales; Closteriaceae. The record is from the annotation of a GenBank genome assembly.
AUGCUGGAGCUGCUGAGUCAGCUGGAUGGCUUCAGUAGUGACGGCAGAAUCAAGGUGGUGGCAGCCACCAACAGAGCCGACAUCCUCGACCCCGCCCUCAUGCGCUCGGGGCGGCUGGACAGGAAGAUCACACAUCCCACAUCCCACCGAGGAGGCUCGGGCUCGCAUCCUGCAG